AUGCUUGCUUAUGGAAUGUUGGAAAAAGCUGAACCUUGGAUUGAAAUUUUUGAAAGUUUCCAUUCCGAGUCAAUUAUGUGUCGAACUGCUGUGUGCAUGAUUUCCAUGGCUUAUGCAGGGAGUGGAAAUGUUGAAGUCAUCAAACGACUUUUGGAAAAAGUUGCUGCAGAUCCUAGUAGUGAUGUUAAACGAUUUGCUACAAUUGCUAUUGGUUUUGUUCUUAGCGGGAACCCCGAACUUUGCUUGAGUCAUACUGGAAUGUUAUUUGAACACAAAUGGUCAUAUUCGUUAUGGAGCUGCUAUUGCCUUAGGAAUUGCUUGUGCUGGAUCUAGAUAUAAGGAGUCCGUUUCUCGUCUUGAACCUUUGUUGCAAGCUAAAGAAAACCUUGUUAGACAAGGACUGAGUCUACAUAUUCAGAUGUUGUCGAGUUUUGUAAGACAAUUACCAAAACUAUUACUGAAAAGAGUGAAGAUACAAUUACUAAGUUUGGCGCAAUUGUUGCUCAAGGAAUUUUGGAUGGGGAUCUUACUGCUUUAGCAUCAAGCAAACAAUGAUGGAUGAUGAGGUUUGAUUUUAAAGGAUAAAGCUGGGCCUGUGUGUUUUCGCGGUCGGCCUUCUAGUUUGAGGAUAGGAUGUUUUUUGAGGAUAGCAUGGAUUGUCUUUGGAGGUGAAUUUAAGGUUACGCAGUCUUAACAGGGGAUGAGCUUGGGUCAGGAAUGAGCUGUUUUGGUGGGGAUGUAAGCAGGAAUGAGACGGGGUAUGGAUAGACUGUCUUGGGGUGUAUUGGAGCAUUGAUGGGCUGUCAUGGUGGCGGGAUUAACUGUUUUAGGGUAGGCUGGGAAGUGGAAGGGCUAUUUUGCGGGAGGGUGGAUUAACUGUCUUCGAGUAUGCUGUGGGCAGGGACGGUCUUUCUUUCGCCUUUUUUGGAAGACAGAAAUUUUGCAUUUAAUUUUAAUGAUAUUAUUCAGAUAUGUGAUUCAACAACAAAUACGCCUCGUACAUGUGUGGCUGGUGGCUCUGAAACAUCAACAGCUACACCGAGACCUUUUAUUGCAAGAAGUGUUAAAAAUGAGCAGUGGAUUGCGACGA
This is a messenger RNA of Meloidogyne enterolobii, 1090 nucleotides long. Lineage: Eukaryota; Metazoa; Nematoda; Chromadorea; Rhabditida; Meloidogynidae. The record is from the annotation of a GenBank genome assembly.